AUGGGUGAGCCGAAGGCUCCGCCCGGCUACCCGGACGAAGAGUUCCACCAGAGCCUGCGGCCCCGGGACUUCGGGGAGUACGUGGGCCAGGGCGCGGUGCUCGAACAACUCGAGAUCAGCGUCAGCGCCGCCCGGGCCCGGGGCGAGGCCCUCGAUCACGUGCUCCUGCACGGGCCUCCGGGACUCGGCAAGACCUCGCUGGCCGCGGUGCUCGCCCGGGAACUCGAUGUUCCCAUGCACACUUCAGCAGGACCGCUCGUACCCCGUACCGGCGACAUGGUCGCGCUGCUCAACUCGCUGGCGCGCAACGAGAUCCUGUUCAUUGACGAGAUCCAUCGUCUCGCUCCCGCCGUCGCCGAAGUCCUCUACCCGGCGAUGGAGGACCACUACGUGGACAUCAUGGUGGGCGAGAAGCUGGGAGCUCACAGCCUCCGAAUCGAUUUGCCGCCCUUCACGCUGAUUGGAGCUACUACCCGCGCCGACCUGCUGACCGGCCCCCUCCGGGAUCGAUUUCCGCUCGUCCACCAGCUCGAGUUCUAUUCCAUCGCGGAGGUGGAGACGGUUCUGGCGCGCUCCGCGCGGGUUCUGAGGGUACACCUGGACCCGGACGCCGGAGGAGAAAUCGCAUCCCGGGCGCGUGGAACGCCCCGGGUCGCCAACAACCUGCUGCGCCGGGUGCGGGAUUACGCCGAAGUGCGCAGCGAUGGGACGAUUCGCCGGGAUACGGCGCUCGCGCUGCUCGAGAUUGCGCAGGUGGAUGGGCAGGGGCUGGACCGCUUCGACCGCAAGAUUCUGGAGAGCCUGCUCGACAACUUUUCCGGCGGGCCGGUGGGGGUGGCCAACCUCGCCGCCACCCUCGGCAUGGACAACCGAACCCUGGAAGAGGUGCACGAGCCGUAUCUCAUCUACCGCGGCUUCCUGCGGCGCACGGGAAAGGGACGCAUGAUCACCGAUCGGGGCGCACGGCAUCUGGGGCGCGCGGCAUCGGGAACGCUCUUUCCCGGUUCGCCGGUCCCCAAGCCGUGA
Molecule: messenger RNA, 1026 nt
Organism: Geodia barretti
Lineage: Eukaryota; Metazoa; Porifera; Demospongiae; Tetractinellida; Geodiidae
Source: the annotation of a GenBank genome assembly